This is a messenger RNA of Salvia hispanica, 2136 nucleotides long. Its product is annotated as MLO-like protein 6. Lineage: Eukaryota; Viridiplantae; Streptophyta; Magnoliopsida; Lamiales; Lamiaceae. The record is from RefSeq and is a predicted model, not a curated record. Gene Ontology annotation, cellular component: membrane. Gene Ontology annotation, biological process: defense response.
UUUCAAGAAUACAGACCACAUAUUAUCCACAAAUGCAUGACUUAGAAAACCUCUGCACUAAACUACACUCCAAAUUAUCAUAAUCAUGCUCAAAUUUCCUUGCUAAGCCUAAUUUCUGAAGCAUGUUUCCACCAAACAACUACAUACAAGUCCACCUUUAAGCAGGUUUCCUAAGACCUUCCUCUCUUCUGCAUCUUCUUCCGUGACGAAGUUCUAUAAAUUGCACAACACGUUAUUACACUACUUAGUUGUAUGCUAAAUAGGGAGUGUUUUAUCACAUUGUGUAAGAAGAGAGAUGGCUAAGGGUGGCCGAUCACUGGAAGAAACGCCUACAUGGGCUGUUGCGGUCGUCUGCUUUGUGCUGUUAGCAAUUUCUAUUGUGAUAGAGCACAUUUUCCACCUAAUUGGGAAGCUACUGAAAAAGAGAAACAAGAAUGCUUUAUAUGAAGCACUUGAGAAGGUUAAAUCAGAGCUCAUGCUACUCGGUUUCAUAUCACUACUGCUAACGGUGGGGCAGGGGAAGAUAGCAGAAAUCUGCGUAUCAAAAACCAUUGCAAAUUCUUGGCAUCCAUGCGACAAGAAGCAAGAAACGAGGAAGUAUGGGGUUGGUUUGGCUGGAAACCAGCGAAGGCGGUUGAGUGCUUAUUCUGACUAUGGUGAGACUCAGAGACGUAUUCUGGCUGGUGGGGGAUACGACAAAUGCUCGAAAACAGGAAAAGUUCCGUUUAUUUCCUACGACGGAAUUCACCAACUGCACAUAUUCAUCUUUGUGCUGGCUAUUUUUCAUGUUGUUUGCAGUCUAAUCACUUUGGCUUUAGGCAGAGCUAAGAUGAGGAAAUGGAAGGCAUGGGAAACAGAAACAAGGACGUUCGAAUAUCAGUACUCACACGAUCCAGAGAGAUUCAGAUUUGCAAGAGAGACCUCUUUUGGGAGAAGGCAUUUGAGCUUUUGGAGUCAAUCUACUAUCCUUCUUUGGGUGGCAUGUUUCUUCCGGCAGUUUGUCAGGUCAGUCGCGAAGGUGGAUUACAUGACUCUGCGCAACGGCUUCAUUAUUGCACAUCUGGCACCACGGAGUCAAACAAAAUUCAAUUUCCAGAACUACAUUAAGAGGUCGCUUGAGGAAGAUUUCAAAGUCGUCGUAGGUAUCAGCCCUCCCAUCUGGUUCUUUGCAGUUCUGUUCCUGCUAUUCAAUACCCACGGCUGGCAUGCCUAUCUAUGGCUACCAUUUCUCCCCCUCAUUAUUAUCUUGCUGGUUGGAGCAAAACUACAGUUUAUCAUCACCAAAAUGGGACUAAGGAUUCAAGAAAGAGGGGAGGUUGUAAAAGGGACCCCACUAGUACAACCAGGGGAUGAACUCUUCUGGUUCAAACGCCCACGCCUCCUACUUUACCUCGUUCAUUUUGUUCUUUUUCAGAACGCGUUCCAGCUAGCCUUCUUUGCCUGGGCUUGGUAUGAGUUUGGGGUGAGAUCCUGCUUCCAUCAGAAAACAGAAGAUAUUGUCAUCAAAAUAACAACAGGGGUACUGGUACAAAUACUCUGCAGCUAUGUUACUCUUCCACUCUACGCCCUAGUCACACAGAUGGGCUCGAACAUGAAGCCAACAAUCUUCAACGAAAGAAUAGCUAAAGCACUGCAUUCCUGGCACCAGAAUGCAAAGAAGCAGAUAAAGAAGAACCAUCACUCUGGUUCAGUGACUCCAGUAUCUAGCAGGCCAACUACUCCCCUCCACGGCUCGUCCCCUGUUCAUCUGCUGCGUUAUUACAGCAAUGAGCUCCACAGCGACCCUGCUACUCCAAGAACACACAAUCACAGAAUUGAAAACCCUGUUCAUCUGCUGCCUUAUUACAGCAAUGAGCAGCUCAACGUCGACCCUGAUACUCCAAGAACACCCAAUCACAGAAUUGAAAACUGGCAGGCUGAGCAAGAUGAAAUCAUAUUGUCUCCCCAUGGUAAAACAGCUCAAGAACCGGUCGAAAAGGAGAUGGAGACUAGACAUCAUGCAGACCCUAUGACCUCACAGAACAACCUUGAUCAUAAAAUCAAUGUAAAGGAUUUUUCAUUUGAUGGAAGAUCAGCAGUUUGAAUUGCCACUAGCUUAUUCUUUCUUGCCAAUUUAGUUGUGAGUUUUCCACUGUA